Messenger RNA from Haemonchus placei, 444 nucleotides. The record is from the annotation of a GenBank genome assembly. NCBI's taxonomy places the organism in Eukaryota, Metazoa, Nematoda, Chromadorea, Rhabditida, Trichostrongylidae.
AUGGUUGAGUUGUCAUCGGAACGUGGGAGAUCAUCCACUUGCGAAGGUGCAAAUUACACCAUGAAUAAUUCCACAAGCAACUAUUCCGCUCGACUGCGCAGUCGCACAAAGCAGCCCGUCUACACUUCAGACAAAAGAGCCAAAUGGAUCCGGUUCGUCACUGUGCUCGGAUACAUUUUCUUCGUUUCCCUACCGGCAGUAUCUCUUAGCGUCUACUAUAUCUACAUAUGGGAUCCGGGAUACAUUAACAAGUUUCCGCCGGAAAUCGCUAACAGCUCGUUUCCAAUCCACAAAGCUACUAUCCAGUCGACGAGGCUCGAGAGAAAUGUGAAUGCCGUGAUCAUGACCUCGCUGAAACCUCCAGCUCAAGAGCAGGGAGCACCGCCUCUACCGUCCGAAUCUCCACAUAGACCUGAUUUGGCUGCAAUACUGGCUGAAGGUUAG